UCGAUCAUUAAAAUAACAUUUCCACAAAACAAUACACCUGUCCAAUUUCUUGAAUAUUGUUUGAUAAGUUGUCAAUUUUACUCCUUUUAAGAACUGCACCAGAAACAAGUCUCUUUAAAACAUCUAGGCUCACACCUUACACAGAGCUUUGAUUACAUUACUGCAUGUUUCUUUACACUACAGCGUUCGCUAUAAUUGUUUUACUUCUGUUUACAUGUUUUGUAAAGGUGUUAAAACUCCCUAAUCUAACAAUGCCCAUGGCUCUUCACACCGCUCUGUUACUGAGGGCAUUCACCUUAGUUGUGCCAGUGAGAGCGUGGAAGGCGGAGUAAAACAAAUCCCUCCGCAGCCGCUCCAGGGCUCCCCACCCGGGAAGACAGUCAGAAGUGCCGCGCAGCUUUACAGGAGCAACCGUUGUUCGCUGGUGCCGCGAUGAUCCUGGAUCCUUGCGCCCUGAGUCUCAGGCUGAAUCGAGUCCCGGCCGCAGGAGGCGGGGCUAAGCCGGCAGGACUCAGGCGCCUGCGCCCGACCAUGGAGGGGGAGCUCGGAGCUUGGAGUGAAAAUGUGCUGGAUUAUUUUCUGAACACUGACCAGAUUAAAACCAGAGAUGGAGCAGAAAUUAUCUGGUAUCAUGCAGCAAACAAUAAAUUACAAAUGAAAGAGGCAAUACAAAGUGCUGCUCAUAUGGUAGAAGCAGAUGUUCUUUUUUGUGGUGAGGAAGAAGGAAAGGGUGAACCAAUCAUGGCUCAUCCUCCUGAAACUAACAGUGACAACACAUUGCAGACAUGGCUAAAUGAGAUUGUGAACACUAAAAAAGGCAUCAAACUGGAUUUUAAGAGUCUAGCUGCGGUGAAGCCCUCUAUGAUGCUUCUUGAAGGCAUAAAGUUGCAUCUGAGGCGACCUGUCUGGAUUAAUGCAGACAUUCUCCCUGGACCUAAUGGAACUAACACUGUCGUGGAUGCAAAAAGAUUUCUUGACACUGUAACUUCAUUCUGCCCGGAUGUGACCUUAUCGUUAGGCUGGACAACUGAGUGGCAGCCUCAACAAUGCAAUAAAGGAUACAGUUGGGCAAUGGUGAAAGAGAUGGCUCAAAUUUGUGACGCACUUACUCAGCCUGUAACGUUCCCUGUUAGAGCAGCUUUGGUACGACAGUCAAAAUCUGAGUUGCUUUGGUUAUUACAGAAGUCAAACAGGUACAGCCUGACUGUUUGGACAGGAAGGCAUGACAAGUACUCCAUAGAAGACCUGCUCUACCUCAGAGAGAACUGUGAUAAAAUUCGUUGGAGCUUUACUCUGAAUCCUGAGAAUCAAAAGAUGACUUCUUAAUAACAACUUUCAAAAUACAAGUUUCAAUAUAAUCAACUUAAAUAAACAGAAUGGAACUUCUAUUGCAGGAAUGUUCUUGUUCAGUUGAAUUCAUUCUACUUCAACAUGCUGUAUAGAUGUAAAUUACCUGGUUUUAGGAAGUUGCAAAAUCCAGUAUCAUCAUAUGCAACAAGAGCUUUCAGUUAGAUAGUUUAAAACAUUUGUAUUAAUCCAGGCUCAUGCUGUGUUACCUCCUUAAAGUCAAUGAUGGAAUGUAAUGUUAUUACAAAACAAUGAAUAUAAUUAUAUAUGGUAGUGUUUUUUGAAAAGGGAGCUGUCCUCCGGUGUUCUUCAUGGGUGGUGUGGGGGAGAGGGAAGCAAGAAACCAAGUGUUCACCUUGGAAUGACAUUCACUUCUGCACAAAGGGCCAGGACAAGGUUUGUUCAACACUUUUAUCCCUCAGAAGCCCUAUUUUGAGGACUUAAGUGGUACACAGGCCUUGUGCUGGCCAUCCACGCAGGGGUAAAUUUCCUCUCCUCUGUGUGAUCACUGGCAAAAACUAGGUGGGAGGGGAAACAUUCCGGAGCACUGUAGUUGUCUGUUGUUAAAAGUAUGUUAUCAUAUGAUGCAGUAUUUUUCUACCUUAAUUUUCAUUGUUAUGAAAGGUGUAUUUUUGCUAGAUAAUGCAUCCACACCCACCUGGUCUAUUCUUAAAUUAAAUAGCAACCAAUAAAAAGUUAUGCUUAGGUUUCUAAAAACAGAUUUAAUAGUAAUAUAUUUUAGGUAACAAAUGUUAGAAUUUUAACUUUUUUUGGCUUAAAAAGUUAUUUUCUAUUUCGUUGUCACCAAUUAAUAUGUGAGCAUCUAAAUAAAUAUAGAUGCUUCAACAUUUAUCUCAUAUCUACAAUAUAAAUCACAGAGCCUGAACUGCUUGCCUUACUCAUGUGUGUAAAAAUAUGUAGCACUUAUCUGUAGAUAUCAAAGCACUCUACUAAAGCAUCAAACAGAGAGGCAAAGCACCCUGGUGAAAGUCACAUCACAGGUCAGUUACAGGAACAGAACCCAGGGCUUCCAACUCCCUGUCCAGUCACCUAUCCACUGGGACAUGUUGCCUCAUUACAGGUCAUUUUGACUACUUACAUGAGUAAAACAAGCAAGAUUUGAUUUCUAGAAAACUAUAUU
Chelonoidis abingdonii (Abingdon island giant tortoise) is the source of this 2488-nucleotide messenger RNA. It is a transcript of the gene FAM151B, whose product is annotated as family with sequence similarity 151 member B. The record is from RefSeq and is a predicted model, not a curated record. NCBI's taxonomy places the organism in Eukaryota, Metazoa, Chordata, Testudines, Testudinidae.